This is a messenger RNA of Heterobilharzia americana, 459 nucleotides long. The record is from the annotation of a GenBank genome assembly. NCBI's taxonomy places the organism in Eukaryota, Metazoa, Platyhelminthes, Trematoda, Strigeidida, Schistosomatidae.
UAUCACUUAAGAUAUCAAGUCGAUAUGCAUCAAAAUUGAUGCUUAGCAAUAGUAAUAAUGAAGAAGGAGGAAGUGAUAGACUAUUGAUUAAAACAAAGGUGUACUAUACUUAUCUAUCUGGUCUACUAUUACCAUUCAUAUUAAUGGGUAUAUUUACUAUCCUAUUAAGUAGUAUGUUCUUUAUACAUAAUAAUACUAUAACUGUUUAUGCAUCAUUUAUAUUCUUAGUUAUUGUUAGAGGUUUAUUAUAUAGUCCAUGUAUUAGUUUCUUACUGAUUGCUUUCCCUGUACGCUAUUUUGGUACAUUGAAUGGGAUAACUAGUAUAUUAACUGGACUAUUCAGUUUAUUACAACAUACUUUGAUAUAUGUUGAUGUCAGUAUUAUUAAUAUUAUCUCAUUAAUAAUAUCAAUAUGUAUUUUUAUCCCAUGUAUUGUAUUAUUCAAAUUGAAAGGUUAAU